ACUACAUGUUGGGAAUUAAAGGGAAAAAAGAGGCUGAAGACCAGUGAGACCAUGUUGUGCUGUAAUUUACAAUUCGUUUUCUUCCUGUCCUCCAUCCUGACUGGAUUCGUAGCAUUUUACCUCUACCAUCCACUGCCAGAGGGAAUUGAAGAACCGUGGAAACUCCGGGCCUUACUUGGUCUGACCAAGUUUAGCCAGCAUAUGGCUCUGAUUGGAGAAAAGUUGGACAUCGAUAGCAGAGUGAACAUAAGUAGAGCGAACCAUCAGCGUCUGGUUCAGUUUCUUGACAAGUGGUUCCCCUGUGACGAGGAGAUACAGGUUGAGACACAGAAAUUCAGUGACAUUCCAGUGCGGCUCUUCACUCCACCAACUGAGAAGGAAAACAGGCCAGGCGUUGUCUAUGUUCAUGGAGGGACUUUUGUUUAUAGCAGCGCUGGUGCCUAUGAUUGCUUUGCGAAGAGCCUUGCAAAAGGAUUGGAUGCAGUCGUUGUAUCAGUAGACUACAGUCUCGCCCCAGAAGCUAAAUUUCCCAAACCAUUCCAAGAGAGCGAGAAUGCCACCAGACAUUUCCUGAAGAACUUAAAACUCUUUGGUGUGGAUCCCACCAAAGUGCUCCUAAUCGGUGACGAAGUAGGCGCGAACCACGUGGCCGCCAUCUCUCAGAAACUGCGGACAUUCACGCAUCUACCUCAACCUCGUCUCCAGGUCUUAAUCACACCAUUCCUUCAACUCAUGGACCUCAACCUCCCGUCGUACGCUCAACAUGAAAACGUCUCGAAGACAUUUUCCCGCACGCGUUUCAAUGUCGAGUCAGCGCUUAUGUAUAUGAACUUUGAUCCGAAUGUUGCACACUUGGUCAUGGAUAAUGCCCACACAUCUCCUGAGCUCAAAGAAGCGUACUCAUUUCUUGUCGAUCAUCACCAGAUUCCUGUAAAAUAUCGCGAACAUUUCACCCCCAUGCCACGGGAUUUUGGAAACCCGCAUUUAUCCGAUCAGUUUUCAAACUUUGUCUUGCAUCCAUACUGUUUUCCUCUCAUGCAAAAGCAUUUGCAAGGUUUGCCAAAGGCGUAUGUUAUUGUCGCUGAGCACGACACGCUGCGUGACGAUGGCAUGAUUUAUGCCCACCGUAUGAGACAAGGUGGCAGCAAGGCAUUGCUAAAACAUUACAAAACAGGAUUUCAUGGUAUGAUGUAUCAUAAAGGUACAUUUAAUGUCGGACAAUUAGCAUUUGAUGAAAUGAUUGAAUUUGUUAAGAAGGAUUUAAAUUUAAUGUAAUAAUAGAUCUGCAUUUAGGUAGUUAUCUUUGCCACAUUUACUUUUUGUACGUGUACAUUAUUUUGAUUUCCCAGCCACAUUAUGUUUCCAAAAUAUAACAGUAUUACUAGUGUAACAUGAACUCUUAGGCAGUUUAUAUGGCAUUCUCCAAAUGAUGCAUUUACACAUGCUUCCAUUUUGGAACAUUUAUUCCUGGUAUAAUGGAAAUUUCAUUUUGAUUAUGUCUCUCUUGUCUCUUGGGACCCUUCGUGCCCUAGGUGGCACAUGGGGCGUUCCCCAGGGUCCUCCACUCAAGUCUGUUGGCUGCUCGCUGUCUGGCUGCCUCCCACGUUAGGCCCUUCUCUUGAAGUUCCUUUGCCAUGGAACGCCACCAGGUCUCUCUUGGUCUGCCUCUAUUCCGUCUCCCCUGUGGUGUCCAUGUGAGUGCUCUCCUUGGCAAUGCGUUUGCAGGCAUUCGGAGCACAUGGCCCAACCAUUGCCAUCUUCGUUCCUUCACCAAUUCUAAUAUGGGCUUCAGGUUAGCGUCUCUCAGUAGGUCUUCGUUACUGAUUGUCCUUGGCCAGUAGAUGCCUCGGAUUCUCCUUUGAUUAUGUAGUAUGCACAAAUGAUCUCAAAUGUAUUUUGUGAUUGAUAGCUUAUAGAAUAAAUGAUUUUGAUGCUUUUGUA
This is a messenger RNA of Lineus longissimus, 1941 nucleotides long. RefSeq names its product arylacetamide deacetylase-like. NCBI's taxonomy places the organism in Eukaryota, Metazoa, Nemertea, Pilidiophora, Heteronemertea, Lineidae. The record is from RefSeq and is a predicted model, not a curated record. The transcript is spliced from 7 exons. Gene Ontology annotation, cellular component: membrane. Gene Ontology annotation, molecular function: carboxylic ester hydrolase activity. The coding region runs from base 52 to 1275 and encodes 407 amino acids.